Molecule: messenger RNA, 4377 nt
Organism: Cyprinodon variegatus (sheepshead minnow)
Lineage: Eukaryota; Metazoa; Chordata; Actinopteri; Cyprinodontiformes; Cyprinodontidae
Gene: gpc4
Product: glypican-4-like
Exons: 9
Coding region: 543-2207 (554 amino acids)
Biological process (GO): regulation of signal transduction; regulation of protein localization to membrane; cell migration
Cellular component (GO): synapse; extracellular region; plasma membrane
Source: RefSeq, a predicted model, not a curated record
GCUGUCCACCGGGGAGGUUUUUUUUUUUUUUUUCCUAAUUUUUCACUCGCAUCUGGAUCCCAGUACGAGUCGCAAACAGCCCAGCGUCCCGAGCCGCAGAAACCACGGCGUCUUUAAAUUUGGAAAGGAAAGCAGGGAAAGAAAAGAAGAAGCCCAGCUCUCCUCCGCGGUCUGCUGUCCUCUCCUGGUUACCCGUCCGUCGGAGCAGUUAGUGUGAGACUGAGAUUGUUCAACUUGGAGAGAAAGUUUUUUUUUUUGGUCGGUUUUUCUUCAGCUCGCUGUUUUCGCUCAUUUUUUCCCUCCUGUUGAGUCUGGGACUUUAUUCUAAACUAAAACUAGUUGCUUUUCUGGGUUUUGGCAGCAGAGCUGGUCUUUGGAGCGGCUGGGAAUGAAGUUUCUGUUGAGUUGAAGAAAUAAUCUCCAUGAGGAAACUGAGCAACCGGAGAGCCGCAGCGACUUUCCCUUAGCCCGCACACACACCUGGCUGGCUCCAUACCUGUGUUUUUACCUCUGCUUUUAGUUAUUGUUUUAUAAAUCUGACUAUGAAGGCGCUGUUGUUGCUGUGUGUCGUCUGCACGCUGGCCGUGCUGUCCGCCUCGGGGAGCGCGGAGCCAAAGUUGAAUAACUGUAACGAAGUUCGAGCUGCGUUCAGCUCCAAAGGCUUCAACGUUAACGAUGUCCCCAACAAAGGAACCAACGGAGCCUCGCUGAAGGUGUGUCCGCAGGGUUUCUCCUGCUGCACGGCGGAGAUGGAGGAGAAGCUGAGCCAGCAGAGCCAGACGGAGAUCAAAGCUCCCGUGUCCAAGCUUAGCACCGGCCUACAAUCCACCUUCACACAGAGACACGACCAUUUUGACAAGUUUUUCCGAGAGCUCCUGAAAAACUCCGAGUCCUCGCUGCACAGCAUGUUCGUGCGAACCUACGGCGUGAUGUACAUAGACAACGCCCAGCUGUUCAAGGACUUCUUCGCGUCUCUGACCCAGUACUACCUGUCCGGCAGCUCGGCCGUCAACAUGGACUCCAUGCUUUCGGACUUCUGGGCCGAUCUCCUGGAGAGGAUGUUCCGGCUGGUCAACGUUCAGUACGAGUUCAGCGACGCCUACAUGGAGUGCGUGAGCCGGCACACGGAGCAGCUGCAGCCCUUCGGCGACGUUCCGCGCAAACUCCGGAUCCAGCUGACACGGGCCUUCGUAGCCGCCCGCACCUUUGUGCGAGGGCUUGCCCUCAUUCCGGACGUGGUGAAUAAGGUGUCCACGGUCAGCGCCUCCCCCAGCUGUGUCCGAGCAGCCAUGAAGAUGUUGUACUGCCCCUACUGCUCCGGCCAGGUGGCCCUGAAGCCCUGCCAGAAUUACUGCCUGAACGUGAUGCGGGGGUGUUUGGCUAACCAGGCCGACCUGGACAGCGAAUGGAACAACUUCCUCGAUGCCAUGCUCGCUCUAGUCGAGCGGCUCGAAGGCCCCUUCAACUUUGAGUCUGUAAUGGACCCCAUCGACGUCAAGAUAUCAGAGGCCAUCAUGAACAUGCAGGAGAACAGUUUGCAGGUUUCUCAGAAGGUUUUCCAAGGAUGUGGGAUGCCCAAACCAAACUCGGCCAUCCGUAGCAAACGUUCGACGAGGGAAAACAGCUUUACUGGCCGCUUCCGGCCUUACAGUCCCGAAGCGAGACCGACGACUGCGGCUGGGACCAGUUUAGACCGGCUGACAGCGGAGGUGAAGAAGAAGCUGAAACACGCAAAGAGGUUCUGGUCUACGUUGCCAGAUACGGUGUGUGGAGUGGAACGGACUGCGCCUGGCGACGAGUGUUGGAACGGUACCGCCAAAAGCAGGUACCAGUCUGAUGUGAUUGGCAACGGGCUGGCCAAUCAGGUGUACAACCCCGACGUUCAGGUGGACAUUACUAAACCGGACAUAGUGAUUCGCCGUCAGAUUGCAGUUUUAAAGGAAAUGACCAGCAGGCUGAGAGCAGCACACUUUGGAAAUGACAUCUCUGUUGACAUUGAUGACGGUAGCGGGGACGCAGAGAGCGGCAGCGGCUGCGACUCCCCGUCCUGCACUACUGACGACAUCUACUUCUCCACCCCGCUGACGCCCGUCAAGCCGAAGACCAAGGAGGUUGGCACAUCAUCAGCAGGAGCUUCCGCACGGGUCAGCGUGGCGCUGGCGCUCUUUGGGCCGGCCCUGGCCCUGCUCGCCGCCCCCUGGAGAUAAAACUAGCGGCGGCGGAGAGGAAGAGAUCGAGCAGGAUUAAAAGAAUGAAGGGGAACCCUGUCAGAGAGACUUUUAAAGAGACUGCCUUCAGGGCCUCAGACUGUCCGCUGUGGGGGGAGGGAAGGGAAGGGAGGGGUGGGAAGACUCUUCUUGAUAUUACAAUAAUUUCACUAUUAACUAUUUGUAUGUUUGUAAGGACAUCAGUGUAUGUCGGAGGGGGAGGGGGGGUUUGCUGGGGAUCCCUUCAGGUUCUGCUCGCAGCGUUACAAACAUGGAAGCGUCCUCUCCAGCAGGUUCCCACUUUCCCUGGCGCUCGCCGCCACACCGAAGCUUUUAAACACCGACAGCAGCCGACGCUCGGUUGGACAGGAAGUGCCUGCAUUGGGUCAUCGUCGUAUUUCUGAGGAUGUUCUUGUUCUCCAUCAUUCAUUACAUUCAAACUGUGAAUUUAUCUCUAAGAUUAGCCAAACUAUUUCAGCCUUUUUUUAUUGUUACAUUCAAGGUAUUUUAAUGCAGAAGAGCACAACUCAGAAAUACAGCAAGAUGUUUCGACACAGGUGAUUUCCUUAAAGGGCCCCCUACGAGCCCUAAACAUGCAUAUAGUGCGUCAGCUAUCAGCUUCAUAACAGCCCUACCCCCCCUCCCCUCACUGUUUACUUCCACACAAUGCACAGUUAAGCAGUAAACUCAUACCUCACACAUACGGUCAUCGUUGAUGCACACCAACGACGUGGAAAAUGAGCUAAAGAGUUGGGUACGUGGUUCAGGUUCCCCCUGUCGAAACCCAGGAAGAAGACGUAGGCGACGAGUCACGGCGGCCCCUGGUGAGCUCAGCCCAUCAGACGCUCCGACUCUCUGAACAGAGAGGUUGGCGUCAUGGUUUUUCUGAGAAUUUCAGGUAGAGUCGGGCGAACGGGAACGACAGGAGAGCGUUUUGAUGAAGAACAUGAGAAAAGUUGAAUACAGGGUCUGAGGCGGAGGACGUGUACUUAUACAGAAACGAAGAUUAUAUUUGGUACUAAAUCAAUUUUAUGUGACAGAGGGGGAGAGCAUGCACAGAUUAACCCCCCACCACCCACCCCCCUACCUGUUACAUGCCUUUACUUCUAAACUCAGCCCCCGUCAGUAGAAAUGGACUCAUUUCAUCUACUUACUUUAAAAUGGUUACCCCGACAGAUCGACAACGUUUUCAGGCUUUUAUUUUUUUUAUUUUGUCUCGUCUUUGGUCCAUUUUUUUCAUUUCUUGGUUUCGAAAAAGGAUUGAAAUGUUUGUAAUCCACGGUCUAUCUGCACAAAACAAGAUCUGGAUCUUCUAGUCUGAUAAUCGGGUCUGCGAGCUGCACGGCCCGGACGCUUCAGCUCUAAAGAUAUAGCCUCUUGUACAGUAACUUAUGUUUGUGUUUUAACGGGACGGGAAAAGAACGAUGUGUUGGCAAACGAAUCAAAAUCAGCCCCAAAAUGUAGGUUAAAGACAUGCUUUUAAUGUUUGGAUUUUAAACUAUCAUAGUUAAGCCCAAAAUUGUUACUUAAAAAAACACAAACAUGUUUUUUUCCCUCUUGGCCUGAAAAUGUUGCAUUAGAUUCUUUGCCUUUGCCUCUGGCAUUUUCCUACUAAACAAUCUGUCUUUGAAGGAUUUAAUGAAACCUCUAUGCACCACAUGUAAACUGCGCUUCAUUCGGCUUUACUUGUGUGAUUUGAUUUCCCUUGCUUUGUGUCCUGAGAACAUUUCAGAGUUUGUGCACGCGUUUGCCACGUUGGAAGAGAGGAGCGGUCAGAGAAACUUUCUGAGGAAAUGUUUCAGGUGACAAUGGUGAAUGUCUUUGUUUGCAGGCAGAUUUUUUUCUUUUUUUUCUUUCUUUAUUCCCAGCUGGCAGGAGAUUGUCCAGCAGCUGGGUGUUAAUUUGAUCCACAGAGAAAAUGUCAGUCCUGUAACCUAAAAAAAGAGAAAAGUCGACCUGGACGGGUGUAGAAAUCCUUCCAUCUGCCUUUAACCUGCAGGAAGAGGAAGGACUCGCUCUCUGAGGAGAGGGUGACCGACUGAAGAGAAUGAAUGAUGUGUAAAUAGAGAGCAGCCGUUUUUAGAUGUCUCUAAAAGAGGCCUUAACCGUACACCAGAGUAAAAAGAAAUGUUAUGGAAGAAAACAAGAUGAUAGAUGUUAAAUUGUAAGA